Ostrinia furnacalis (Asian corn borer) is the source of this 527-nucleotide messenger RNA. Its product is annotated as larval cuticle protein F1-like. The coding region runs from base 131 to 451 and encodes 106 amino acids. The transcript has 2 exons. NCBI's taxonomy places the organism in Eukaryota, Metazoa, Arthropoda, Insecta, Lepidoptera, Crambidae. The record is from RefSeq and is a predicted model, not a curated record.
GUUGUUUCUUGAAAACGAGUGUACAAUACAAAAGUAAACGUAUAAAUUACACUGAGUUUUAGAAAAUAAAUCACACUGUUAUCAGCACUGCAGCGCUCUUGUGACAUUAUCUAAAUUUAUAGAUAUCAAUAUGUUGAAAUUGAUCCUCAUUUCUUGUCUCGUGGCGGUCGCUACAGCGAAGCCCGCCAUCGUGCCACUCUUCAGCACAGGCUACACAUCAGCAUACUCAUCAGCUUUCACCGCUGCUCUGCCGAGUGCGUACACCGCUCCGGUCGCUGCUGCGUAUAGCGCACCGCUCACAGCGGCGUAUAGCGCACCGCUCACAGCAGCCUAUAGCGCACCGCUUACAGCAGCGUAUAGCGCACCACUCACGGCCGCGUAUAGCGCACCGCUCACCGCAGCGUACGCGCCUUAUACAUACGCAUCUCCCUAUGCCUACUACUUCCGUUGAUAAAUUAUGCCAUUUCCCUGUUAAAGAAACCAGUAGGUACUAUAAUAAAUUAAACAAUGUUGCUGAAAUUAUGUUU